UCUGAACUUCUGCGCUUCUUUUGGCUGCACAAAUUUGAGACAUUGCUUUCACUCAGGAAAAAAUUCAUCAAUCUCUGUAAACAUGGCAACAAUCGCAAUUACCCUAAUAACUGUAAUGAUGUUGUUUUUCGGCAUAUGCUGGGCACAAGACGGUUGUGUCGCCUACAGUCUCAGCCCAUUUACUAACCAGGCCGUGACUGUUAGCUCUCAAAAUGAUUGUUUUCUGGCGUGCGUAGCAACAACCAAAUGCUAUUACUAUAACUACAACGGUAACUGCACCAUCACAACAUUGUCAGCAGCGAUUGAUACAUCGAUAGAGAAAGCGUCAUUAGGGUUUGUGAUCUGUGCUAAUGAUGCGUCACACUGUUCAGCGUAUCUAAACUACCAACCGGCAAGCGCGAUUAGUACCAAUCACUAUGGCUGUUUUCAAAAUUGUGCAAACAACCCAAAAUGCAUUGGAUAUGCAUACAACAGUGGCUCAUGCACAACCCAAGUCUUGCAAGGAAAUGCCAUCGACGUCAGCUCCACCCAAAAUACAAAAGCAUUUGUUCGCUGCGAAAUGCUGCUGCCUGAUGGUACAGUUGAAUGUCGCUGUAACCCAGACAUUAGCUGUGGAGCUACUCAAUCUACAUCACCGGCAACAACAACCUUACCUUCAAAAACUGUACUAAAACUAGCCACAACACCACCAAUAAGUACCUCGUCGUCAAAAUCUAUUUCAUCGAGUAGUUCUACAUCUGUGAAUACUGCGAAUGGGUUGACAACUCAGGUUCCCACAUUUCAGCGUUCAAAUACAACACUUUCAGUAAAAAAGCUUACAAGGCCCGUCACUCCACCAACAUCAGCGAACUUACAGCGUAUUACAAACACGACUAGGAUACCUCAAGUCGUAUCUACCUCAUCCACAACGAAACCUAUAGUAACAACUACCUCUGAAUCACUCAGAUCUACGACAACGACUAGAAAAUCUAUAAUUAUGAAUACAACAGUCAAGCUAUCUACCUUAGCUGUCAAAUCUACAGCAAAAUCUCCAAUUUCUACAGCUAAAUUUACAACAGCUAAACCUUUUACAACUCCAGUGAAAUAUACAGUAACCACAUCUACCAAAACUACACAAAGAAUAUCACCUGUUAACCGAUUAAACACAACGCUAAAGCCUUCUACCAAACCUACAACUGAAACUAUUAGACCUACAACUAUGAAAGCUUCAACAUCCUCAAAUAAAUUAACAGCAACUACAACACCUGCAACUAUUAAGAUUGUAUCAACUACCAAAUCUACAACAACCAUUAAACCGACAUCCACACCAACAUUCUUAACAACUUUAAAAUCUACCAUAAGCACUACCAAAUCUACAACAAACAAACCUAAUACAGCACCCUACAAACUCACAACAACAACGACACCUAAAGCUGCUUCAGUGUCUACCAAAACCUUAACAACAGCAAAGUCUAUACUAACCACAAUUACGAAAAGUCCUACAAUAUCUUUUAAACAGUCCACUACAACUCCCAACCCUGCUAAAACUUCAACCAAACCUUCAGCUACAACUUUCAAACUUCCAACCACAACUAAAAAACUUACAACAGCCAACAAACCAACAACAAUAAAACCUGCAACUUCAACAGUGAAACCGUUUACCACACCAUACAAAUCCACACCUUCAUCGUCUACAUUUAAACCCUUAGCCACAACUAUCAAACAAAUAACUACAACUUACAAACCUAAAACAACAUCAGCAACCAUAAAAACGUCAACAACUCUCAAACCUUCAACAUCUACCAGCACGCCAACAACAACAUCAACCACUGUCAGAACACCAACAACAUUUAAACCUUUUACCUCAACUAACAAUCCAAAAACUACAACAAACCAAUAUCCAACAACAUCCACGACAUCUACAUCAUCAUCUCUCAGGUCUUCAACGCCAUCUCUUACAGUCACUACCAAGCCUGCAAUUCCAGUCACAACAUCUUCACCAUCAUCUAAACCGCUAACAACAACCUUCAAUUCAAUAACAACAAACAAACCUACAACAGCAACAGCAUCAUCCUCAUCAAAUAUGAAACCUACAACCAUCGUAUCUCCAACAACUAUCAAACUUACAACACCAACCACAGCAUCUGCAUUAAAUAAUACACAUGUGUCUACCAUUACAGCAUCAGCGUCCAAUGUCAAACUUACAACACCAACAACAAUAUCCUUAUCAAAUAAUACACAUUGGAAUACCGUUACAACAUCAACUACAAAUGUAAACCUUACAACAUCAACAUACAGAACUAAAACUUCAACCACAUUCUUACCCUCUACACCAUCUAUAAAUUCUACAACACAAGUAACAACUUUUAAACCUACAACAUCAACAACCUCAUCUACCACAGCAAAAAUUAACCAGUCUACUACAACCUCUCAAUCAACAGAUUUCAACCUAACCACAAUCGCAGCAAUUAAACCAUCCUCCACCAGACAUCAACCAUCAAACCUUUUGAAGUAA
This is a messenger RNA of Physella acuta, 2494 nucleotides long. Its product is annotated as mucin-2-like. The record is from RefSeq and is a predicted model, not a curated record. Lineage: Eukaryota; Metazoa; Mollusca; Gastropoda; Physidae.